This is a messenger RNA of Ophidiomyces ophidiicola, 561 nucleotides long. It is a transcript of the gene GNA1, whose product is annotated as Glucosamine-phosphate N-acetyltransferase-like protein. Gene Ontology annotation, biological process: UDP-N-acetylglucosamine biosynthetic process. Gene Ontology annotation, cellular component: endoplasmic reticulum; Golgi apparatus; endoplasmic reticulum-Golgi intermediate compartment. Gene Ontology annotation, molecular function: glucosamine 6-phosphate N-acetyltransferase activity; monosaccharide binding. The transcript is spliced from 2 exons. The coding region runs from base 1 to 561 and encodes 186 amino acids. Lineage: Eukaryota; Fungi; Ascomycota; Eurotiomycetes; Onygenales; Onygenaceae. The record is from RefSeq and is a predicted model, not a curated record.
AUGACGAUGACGUUCAUAAACGGCACAUCAAACGACUCUGCAAUGCCAAAAAAUAACGACGAGAAGCCACUCUUCUCUAUGGAUUUGAUUUCCCCUGAGGUUGUUGCGCAAUUACCACAAGGGUAUACACUCCGUCCUCUUCGUCGAUCGGACUAUCACAAUGGCUAUCUUGAAGUCCUUCGGGUCCUAACAACUGUUGGCGAGUUUUCUUUUGAACAAUGGAGCGAGCGGUUUGACUGGAUGGCAAAGCGGAACGAUGAGUACUACCUACUCGUUAUCUGCGAUGAGGACAAAAGAGUCGUUGGAACAGGCAGUUUGAUCGUUGAACGAAAAUUCAUUCAUACCCUCGGCCUGGUAGGGCAUAUUGAAGAUAUUGCUAUCGAGAAAAAUCAACAGGGGAAAAAGCUAGGGUUGAGGAUGAUUCAUGCCUUAGAUUAUGUCGCCGCAAAGGUCGGAUGUUACAAGAGUAUACUCGAUUGCUCUGAAGCCAACGAAGGUUUUUACAUCAAAUGCGGGUUUAAACGGGCUGGCCUCGAAAUGGCUCACUACUACAACGCCUAA